CUAAGGCCCAUUAAUAUGAAAAGUUUGACCCGGCUCUGUUCUUGUAACUCCAUUGACUCUGUUUCGCCCAUUUCAGCGAUUCUGAGUUGUAUUCUAGCUCUCUCAAUCUCAGGUCAUCGGAUACCAAAUCAAAUCAAGAACUUAAAAAAAAGGAAAGAAAGAAAGAUGCAUCCUCCACUUACACCACACAGGCAUCCAAUGUGUCUCGAGAUAAUUGAGGAAUUCCAAAAGUGUCAUUUAGAUCAUCCGAUUGGAAAAUUCUUUGGAGACUGUACAGAGCUCAAAGUAAAGCUUCUUCAUUGUUUCCGCCAAGAGAAAGCUGUUAAGCGGAAGGUAAAUUUCGAACAAAGCAAGAAACUUCAAGAACGACUGAAAGCUAUAAGGAAGGAAGAAAAUGCAGAGGCUUGAGAGCAUUGUUGGCUCCUUAUCUCAGAUAUGUUGUAUUUUUUUUUUUUUUCAAAACAAAACACGUUUCUUACGAUGAUAUUGAGUAGGGCUUCUUAGGAUUUGAAAUGAAAUGAGGUAUAUUUAUUGGAGUACCAAGUAGCUUACACAACUUCAUUCAUUGUGGCUACAAAAUAAUAUUUGCAUUCGAAGCAGAAUGUUAGAAGCUCCUCUC
Raphanus sativus (radish) is the source of this 619-nucleotide messenger RNA. RefSeq lists its product as uncharacterized. The record is from RefSeq and is a predicted model, not a curated record. Gene Ontology annotation, cellular component: mitochondrion. The coding region runs from base 16 to 408 and encodes 130 amino acids. NCBI's taxonomy places the organism in Eukaryota, Viridiplantae, Streptophyta, Magnoliopsida, Brassicales, Brassicaceae. The transcript has 4 exons.